CUUACUAUUUUGCUUCACAAAAAAACAGGAAUAGCAAACCUCUCUUUGAAUCCACGUUUAAAUCAGCACGUCCAAAUCCAACUGGAGCUGGCUGAAUCCCAUCCAAAUUCAAUUUACCUACCCAUUUCUCUCCCACUGAUUUGCUUUCGUUGGUAGUUGCCAAAUCCUUGGUUUUUCAGUAUUUUCUCUCUUUCCUUCUCUCCACCUAAACCUUACGGAUUCUAUUUGUAGAUUACAGCGUUGAAGUAUUGAACUUUCGGGUAGUUACUCAUAAAACCCCACAUCUCCGAACAAGUGGGUUUUUUUUCCUUCUUCGUGCUUCUUGUUUUGGUGUCCGGUCAAUGAGUUCUUCUGGCUUCUUGUUUUCUUGAGGGAAACUGAGGAAGAAAUGACUUUACACACCUCGUUUCUGCUUCUGUGUCUGAUAUCUGGGAUAAUUUUUGUGAAAUGUGAUUCCUUUCCAUCGCAUGAAGUUGGGGCCCUUACAACCUUUAAGGAAGCUAUAUACGAAGACCCAGUUCUGGUUUUGUCCAACUGGAAUGCCCUAGAUCCAAAUCCUUGUGAUUGGUACGGCAUUUCGUGUACCGACGCUCGAGACCACGUUGUAAAGCUUAACAUUUCUGGGUCAUCCUUGAAGGGAUUUCUCGCACAAGAACUGGGGCAACUCACCUUCAUGCAAGAAUUGAUAUUGCACGGGAACAAAUUGAUUGGGAUAUUGCCUAAAGAACUUGGCAUGUUGAAAUCCCUCCAGGUUUUAGAUUUGGGGAUGAAUCAAUUGUCUAGUCAUAUUCCUCCAGAGAUUGGAAGAUUGGCUAACGUUGUAAAGAUAAACCUUCAGUCAAAUGGGUUGACCGGUAAGAUACCUCCUGAGCUUUGCAAUUUGAGAUAUCUCCAGGAACUUCGGUUGGACAGGAAUAAGCUUCAAGGAACUGUUCCUGCUGCUGGAAAUUCAGAUUUUUCACCUUACAUAAAUGGGAAGUAUGGUGCAAGCAGAAACUUAACAGGCUUUUGUCGCUUAAAAGUUGCAAAUUUCUCAAACAACUUCUUUGUUGGGAGCAUACCUAAGUGCUUGGAGGAUCUUCCAAGGUCAAGUUUUCAAGGGAACUGCCUCCAACAAAAAGAUUCAAAACAGCGUCCAACCAUUCAAUGUGGAGGUGCUCCACCUGCCAAAAGCCAUCCCGGAGCAAACUUGAAGCAUCCGCCAGCUAAGGGUGCAUCAAAGCAUCAGAGGGCAUCAAAACCUGUCUGGCUUUUAGCUCUAGAAAUAGCAACAGGAACUAUGGUGGGUUCUCUGUUUCUGGUUGCUAUUCUUACUGCUCUUCAGAAGUGCAAUAGUAAAUCUUCUAUCAUAAUCCCCUGGAAGAAAUCAGCAAGUGGAAAAGACCAUAUGACUGUAUGCAUAGAUUCAGAAAAUUUGAAAGAUGUGGUGAGAUACAGCAGGCAGGACCUUGAAGUAGCCUGUGAAGACUUCAGCAAUAUUAUUGGCUCCUCACCAGACAGCGUGGUCUACAAAGGUACGAUGAAAGGUGGACCUGAGAUUGCAGUGAUAUCCUUCUGCAUCAAAGAAGAGCAUUGGACAGGCUAUCUUGAGCUUUACUUUCAGAGAGAGGUGGCUGAUUUGGCAAGAUUAAAUCACGAGAAUGCAGGAAAACUUCUUGGUUAUUGUAGAGAGAGCACUCCAUUUACAAGGAUGCUGGUUUUUGAGUAUGCGUCAAAUGGAACACUGUAUGAGCACCUACAUUAUGGAGAAGGAUGCCAAUUUUCUUGGACUAGGCGUAUGAAGAUUGCUAUUGGAAUUGCACGUGGACUGAAGUAUCUUCACACAGAACUUGAGCCACCAUUUACCAUAUCAGAGUUGAAUUCUAGUGCCAUUUAUCUUACGGAAGAUUUUUCCCCCAAGCUGGUUGAUUUUGAAUGUUGGAAGACUAUUCUUGCAAGGUCAGAAAAGAACUCAGCUGCUAUUGGCAACCAAGGUGCUCUCUGUGUUCUUCCAAAUUCCCUGCAGGCACGCCAUCUGGAUGUCCAAGGCAAUGUGUAUGCUUUCGGUGUACUUCUACUGGAAAUUAUAAGCGGGAGACCUCCGUAUUGCAAGGAUAAAGGGUUCUUAGUCGAAUGGGCCAAGAACUACCUCGAACUACCAGAAGUCAUGUCUUAUGUGGUGGAUCCAGAGUUGAAACAUUUCAAAAACGAAGACCUCAAAGUUAUAUGCGAGGUAGUAAAUCUUUGCAUCCACCCAGACUCCAGCAAGCAGCUAUCCAUGAAGGAAGUGUGUACCAUAUUAGAGAGCAGAAUUGACUCAUCAGUACCCGUCGACUUUAAGACUUCUUCUCUGGCCUGGGCCGAGCUGGCACUUUCAUCGUAAAGAGCUGAAGCAAACAAGCCAUAGAUCAGUACUAUACAACUGUAAUACUAUUUUUUUUUUUCCAUUUCCCCCCAUCUCAAUUUCUAUGUUCCUUGUAAAUGCUUGCAUGCAAGAGCAAAAGUAAAGCCUCAUGCCUGACAAAGUCUCUUUGUAUACAAUUCCAUGAGUAGUAAAGUCGUGAGAUCAAUUGAAUCACA
This is a messenger RNA of Juglans regia (Persian walnut), 2559 nucleotides long. RefSeq names its product probable LRR receptor-like serine/threonine-protein kinase At1g63430. The coding region runs from base 389 to 2362 and encodes 657 amino acids. Gene Ontology annotation, biological process: protein phosphorylation. The record is from RefSeq and is a predicted model, not a curated record. The transcript is spliced from 13 exons. Gene Ontology annotation, molecular function: protein binding; ATP binding; protein kinase activity. NCBI's taxonomy places the organism in Eukaryota, Viridiplantae, Streptophyta, Magnoliopsida, Fagales, Juglandaceae.